AAGAAAUCGACAGGGCUCGAAUGGAAAGUCGAUGAAAAAGUUCGAUUCUCUUCAUUCGACUCGAUCUAUCACCCUACGUCGUCACCACAGGCACGUUUCGUUAUAGUAGCCUAUUAUUUAUGGUGAAACAUUUAGAAAUAUAUUGUUUAUAAAUGGUGUAAUAUUCUACCAUACGUGUUUAAUUUUUACAUGAGUUUAUGACUAAGGCCAACAAAAUAGACAUUCAUGUUAGUUUCAUAACCACAUAAAAGUUCGAAGAAGGUUAACCGAAUAAUUUAUUUAGUUUAAAAGGUGCGCAGAAAUGAAGUUAACAAUACAAGACCAAAAACAACGAUAAUACUUCAUUAGUUUUUUUGUGUGUUAGCUGUUGAUUUAAGUUAAAUACAUUACUGAAUUUGUAAUCAUUGAGUGUGAGAAAUAUUUACCUCACGGGGAAAGUAGAAGGGUGAACAUGGCAAGUGAUGGAUUGUACGAAAAUGUUUCCAUUUUGUUAAGUCCAUAUAACCUUGACUUAAACUGCAGCAAUUUGUGUGUCCCUGUUACUUCAAAGAGAGAAGCUCAAAUUUGUUAUGAUGUUUUGAGGGUUGAUAGUGAACCACCAAGGAGCAAAGUUACGAAGAGUAUCAGUUAUGAUAACAGUACAUUAUCUGUUAAAUUAUCUUCAGGGGAUCUCCGCCAAUUGAGAGUAUCUCUUACAUCUUUUAUGGAACACCUUCAGCUUGUUAUCGAGACUUUACAUGAAUUUGGUCCUCCUUUUAGUGACCAGUACGAUUUCUGCAAAGGGGUGUCCUAUCUGCCUCAGAAGUAUUGGGCUGUAGCACUUCCCAUUUAUGUAGGAGUCAGUGUGGCUGUUUUUGUCUUUAUUUAUCCUGCUUUAAAUUUGAUGCUGACUCCUCCCUUUAAUGACCUUAGAACCAUUUGUGAUUCCCAUGCUGUUGAUGUUAAUGUCAAGCCCAAGCAAACUGGCAUCCCACCAGUAUCUGACAUUCCCAUUUCUGAU
Gryllus bimaculatus (two-spotted cricket) is the source of this 1000-nucleotide messenger RNA. Lineage: Eukaryota; Metazoa; Arthropoda; Insecta; Orthoptera; Gryllidae. The record is from the annotation of a GenBank genome assembly.